Molecule: messenger RNA, 1273 nt
Organism: Mya arenaria
Lineage: Eukaryota; Metazoa; Mollusca; Bivalvia; Myida; Myidae
Product: toll-like receptor 4
Exons: 1
Coding region: 57-1271 (404 amino acids)
Biological process (GO): toll-like receptor signaling pathway; immune response
Cellular component (GO): membrane
Molecular function (GO): transmembrane signaling receptor activity; protein binding
Source: RefSeq, a predicted model, not a curated record
UUCCAAAAAAAAAUAGUCUGACGUAUUUGGAUUUCUCGGGAAACGUUAUCACUGCAAUGACUGGACAUUUGAUUAAUCUGCCAGAGCUUCGUUACAUGGGAUUCUCACGAAAUUAUUGUAACGCAGUUGGAUUAACGACAUUAGAUUGGACAAAGUUGGAAAACCUUCAACUGGAUGUCAAUUUUCUGGGGAGUUUAUUAGCCAAUUCUGACCGUGCAAAUAUUUUUGAUCUUCUCCCUAAUUUAAAAGUUCUUAAUCUAUCUUCUAAUGGAAUCACUACAUUGUUUUCUAGAACAUUUCACCGAUUGCAGAAAUUGCGUCAUUUAGAUCUUAGCUUUAACAACAUAGAGAAUUUCGAUCUGAAUCUGAAGCCACUAGAGAAUUUGCUUAUAAUUGAUUUACAGGUCAAUUCUGUGCAUACACUUAAGGGAAAUAUUAUUCAGCAAUUAGAGAAAAAUUCAAAACGUCUAAAUACGUCAUUUGCAGUUGAUUUGCGAAACAAUUCUAUCUCAUAUGGCUGUGAUAAUCUUCUUUUUUUGCAAUGGCUGGCUAAACACGAACACAACUUUGUAGGUUUUAAUAGCUACUGGUUUGUUGCGGACAAUAGUUCGAUACUUUCUUCCGAUGAUUUCAAAAGAGACAUAGAACAUUUGCCAAAGAGAUGCAAAACGUACGUCGAACUGAUUGUAAUUUGCUCUAUUUCGGUUGCAGUUUUUCUUUCGAUUGUUAUCGGAGGUGUGAUUUAUAAAACUCGUUGGAAGCUACGAUACCUCCUUUUCAUGUCAAAACAGCGAUACUUUGGCUACCGAAGACUUGAAGACGAAACUUUAAUAGAAAACUACAAAUAUGACGCAUUUAUUUCCUACGCCGACGAAAACAUAAGGUUUGUUCGUGACAGGAUUAUUCCGGAGUUAGAACGUCGCGGACUCUCACUCUGCAUUCACCAGCGUGACUUUUUGGCGGGAAAUGACGUGACGGACAACAUUAUCAACGCUAUUCAAUGUAGCAAGAAAACUAUCACUAUUCUUUCGAAUGGAUUUCUCCGUAGCAAAUGGUGCAUGUACGAAUUUAACAUGGCCCGAAUGGAAACUAUAUACACUCGGGAAGGUCGAGGCUGCCUGGUUGUAGCCAUGUUAGAGAAGAUCCCGGUUGACCGAAUGACGGCGGAAAUGCUGCAGUGGAUAAAGGAAAACAGUUAUAUUGAGUUUACGAAGGAUGAGGAUGGAGAGGCGCUCUUCUGGGAAAAUCUUACGGACAGCAUUAAAAACUAGAA